GAAUGAGAUCUGAUCUAUCAGCAAAGUAGCUACUAAUUAAAAGGUGAUACAAAAUGUGGAAAGUUGGAUUAUGUGUUGUGGGAGUGAUUGUGGUGUGGUUUACUCGAUGGAUAAACAAAUGGAGGAACCCAAAGUGCAAUGGAAUACUCCCUCCCGGUUCCAUGGGACCUCCUCUUAUCGGAGAGUCCCUUCAAUUGAUCAUUCCCAGUUACUCUCUAGACCUCCAUCCAUUCAUCAAGAAGAGAGUUCAGAGAUAUGGACCCAUAUUUCGAACAAGCGUGGCAGGCCAGCCUAUGGUAGUAUCAACAGAUGUAGAGUUCAACCAUUACUUAGCUAAACAAGAAGGGAGGUUGGUUCACAUCUGGUAUUUGGAUUCAUUUGCAGAGAUCUUCAACCUAGAAGAUGAAAAUACUAUUUCUAGAGCUGGUCACAUUCACAAGUACGCCAGAAGUAUUAUAUUGAAUCACUUUGGUACUGACAGCCUCAAGGAAAAGUUGCUUUCUCAAAUCGAAGAAUUUGUCAACAAAACCCUUCAAACAUGGUCAAGUCUGCCUUCUGUCGAAGUGAAACAUGCCUCCUCAGUUAUGACAUUUGAUCUCUUUGCCAAGCAAUGUUUCGAUUACGAUGUUGAAAACUCAGCUGUGAAGAUAAGUGAGAAGUUCUUAUAUACCUUGGACAGUCUAAUAUCAUUUCCCUUGAAUAUCCCUGGCACUGCGUACCAUAAAUGCUUGAAGGACAAAAAAGAAGCAUUGAAUAUGCUAAGGGAUAUAGUAAAAGAGAGGAUGAAGUCGCCCGAGAAAUAUCGCGGAGAUUUCCUUGAUCAGAUUACUGCUGACAUGAAUAAGGAGAGUUUCUUGACACAAGAUUUUAUCAUAUACUUAUUGUAUGGGCUAUUAUUUGCAAGCUUCGAGUCUAUUUCUGCAUCAUUGUCCUUGACUCUCAAGCUACUUGCGGAGCAUCCUGCUGUUCUACUACAGCUGACUGCUGAGCAUGAGGCCAUUCUCAAAAAUAGAGAGGAUCCAAAAUCCACGCUCACUUGGCAUGAAUAUAAGUCGAUGACUUUUACCUUUCAAGUGAUAAAUGAAGCUCUUAGGUUGGGAAAUGUUAUUCCUGGUUUACUAAGAAGAGCAUUGAAAGACAUUGAAUUCAAAGGAUAUACAAUUCCGGCCGGUUGGACCAUCAUGCUUGCUAAUACUGCUAUCCAACUGAACCCAAACACGUACGAGGAUCCACUUGCUUUUAAUCCAUGGCGUUGGCAGGAUCUGGAACCACAAAUUGUAUCUAAGAACUUCAUGCCUUUCGGAGGAGGAAUUAGACAAUGUGCAGGGGCAGAGUAUUCCAAAACUUUCUUGGCUACCUUUUUACACGUCUUGGUCACCAAAUAUAGGUGGACAAAAGUGAAGGGGGGAAAGAUGGCUCGAAAUCCUAUCCUUUGGUUUGCAGACGGCAUCCACAUUAAUUUCUCAUUGCAAAAUAAUUAA
This is a messenger RNA of Juglans microcarpa x Juglans regia, 1481 nucleotides long. Its product is annotated as cucurbitadienol 11-hydroxylase-like. The transcript has 9 exons. The record is from RefSeq and is a predicted model, not a curated record. Gene Ontology annotation, molecular function: monooxygenase activity; heme binding; iron ion binding. Gene Ontology annotation, biological process: sterol metabolic process. NCBI's taxonomy places the organism in Eukaryota, Viridiplantae, Streptophyta, Magnoliopsida, Fagales, Juglandaceae. The coding region runs from base 54 to 1481 and encodes 475 amino acids.